This is a messenger RNA of Opisthorchis viverrini, 1347 nucleotides long. RefSeq lists its product as hypothetical. The coding region runs from base 1 to 1347 and encodes 448 amino acids. NCBI's taxonomy places the organism in Eukaryota, Metazoa, Platyhelminthes, Trematoda, Opisthorchiida, Opisthorchiidae. The transcript has a single exon. The record is from RefSeq and is a predicted model, not a curated record.
AUGUCCGAAAAACAACAUCCUCUCAAAUUUCCUAACUUUAUUGUGGUUCUCAAAAGUGCGUUGGAAUUUGAUAAGGACGAAACGGUGGAUGGAGAGCGGGUUCUAAAUGCCUUGAAGCUUAAGAGCAAUCGCGCCCAUUCUGGAUUUAGUUCAAAUCCGGUACGAAUCACUCUGUUGGAGAAUUGUGCUGUAGCCAGUCGCCCUAUCUGGUGGGCGAAUUCGAAGGAAACUCGCCUACCCUAUGCACAAAUUCGAGCCUUGUAUGCGUUUGAAAAACAGGCCAAGAAACUCUGCGUGGAUGUGGCUUCUCCAGAGACACAGAAGAGUCGGGUUCUUGUGCUGAAAUUAAAGGAUGCUGUGGAACGCGUCAAACUUCUUGAAGCUCUGGAGAAAUUCAAAAUGCUCACCAGUAUGUAUGAUGAAAAAAACGUCAGGCCAGUGCAGUUUGGUCAUUGGUCUUCUGGUUACUAUGUGGAAGAAAAUAAUGAAGGUGACGUAAACAAACCAGAAACAUCACAACCGGCGAGACAGAGUGAACUGGGAGAAACGCUAUCGAGAGAAAACCGUAGCGUGACUCUACCACGGACACCCAUUCCAAAGGAACCAGUUUCCACGAGGGAAACGACACAGAUAAUACAUCAAGCUGUUGAAACCGAUCGUGUACCAGCUGCACCAACCAAUAUUCAUAUUAUAUUUCAAGGUGUGGAUCCUAGCUCUUUUGUAGCAUCAGAUGAGAUGCGAGAAGGAAAUGAAAGGUAUAUUACUUUAACACCUAUUGGAUUCUCCCAGUCAUAUGGUCAGAACGGUCGAACGGAGUGCAGAUCUGCAGGUAUACCAGUCGGCCAAGGAAUGCCAACAGCAUACCAACAGCAGGUAGAUCACCCGAUGUACCCAAAUGAAUACGAUGCUCCUUUUCCGGGCGGGUAUGUUUCUGGUUAUGAGGAUCAACCAAAUAUGGAACAGCAAAUGUACGCUCAAAAACUUAUGGCUGAAAGAAUGAGAGGCGAUGGACCAACCGACCAAAUGUUUUUAGCGCAACCAGGCUCUUACAGGAACCAUAAACAGUCUCACUAUGUGACACUGUGGAAACAACAUAUAGACUCCACAGCUAUUUCUGGCUUUCCAAGCAGGAUUCAUGAAAUGGAUUCAACUGAACAGUCAGAUCAUCGAGGACUAGAUAAUGCGAAUUACUCCAUUUCACCCAGAAAAUCCAAAACAGAAAAUAUCCAUGCUAGCAAUACCAACACUGAAAUGUACUUUUACAGGUUGAAAUCAAGCACACCUGGAGUGCCUGAUGAGCAGGGAUCACGGUAUGCCUUUGUCUCAAAAGAAGACUCAGGUCAAUAA